AUGUACGGAGACAGUAUAUUUAGAUACCGCGAUGGUAUCUGCGUUGCCCAAAUCGUCACCUUCUCGAUCUCCUUCAUCUUUGCUGUUUCGUUUUAUUGGACAAGAAGAAUCGGCUGGUUCUGUAUCGGUGUCUUCUCAAUCAUCCGCCUUGUUAGCGCAAGCUGCUACUUGGCCAUUAUGAAGAAUGACUCGGAUAGUCUUUGGGCUACUGUGUUUGUCUGCGAGUCGUUAGGCAUCAUGCUCAUCAUCUUUCUGUUUCUGGAGCUUCUGCGUCGAGUAAACAAAGUUGUCGCUGUAGUGCACAAACGCUACUUUUAUGCUCCGCAAGUGCUUACCUGGAUCGAUAUCAUCAUCUCUAUUGUUGGUUAUAUCGUCAUCAAGAACAAAGAUGACAAUCAACUUGACCCUACGCCAUAUGAUCAAGCCAGUAGAGCGAUCAUCACCAUCAUCUAUGUCUACACUCUCUGGCCACUAUGGGUCUUCUGGCGUUUUCAAGACAUGUCUGCAUACGCACUUCCGGAGCGAAGAGCUAUUCGCUGUGUUGCAUACUGCAUCCCUCUAAUGAUUGUAAGAUUGGUUUACUCGCUCAUCUUUGAAGCUACUGGAAACAGAACCUUCAAUUCUAGCAAGGGAAAUCCAACGGCAUAUCUGACCAUGACUUAUCUGCCUGAGCUGGGUAUUAUUGCCAUCUGUACUGCCACUAUAUUGGGCAUCCCUCCGAUCACCGAGGAGAGCAAGGAGGAAGUGGAAGCAAGGCCAGAGAUGGAGGAAAGCAAUGAUGGAGAGAUUGAUGAAACGGCGAGUCACCAUAACUUUGUGAAGACCCGCAAUGCGAAGUAG
Molecule: messenger RNA, 840 nt
Organism: Aureobasidium melanogenum CBS 110374
Lineage: Eukaryota; Fungi; Ascomycota; Dothideomycetes; Dothideales; Saccotheciaceae
Exons: 2
Coding region: 1-840 (279 amino acids)
Source: RefSeq, a predicted model, not a curated record